AUGGAGAUUCUCGACCUGAACAACUCUACCUUUCUGGUCAAUUUCAGUGAGGAGAAAGACUACCUCAAUGCGCUCACUGGCGGGCCUUGGGUGAUCUUAGAUCACUACUUAGUUGUCCAUCAAUGGUCACACACCUUCCGCACAUCAGAUAAACCCCAUCGAUCGGUGGUAGCUUGGGUCCAGUUACCAGAGCUUCCGAUCCAUUUCUACCAUAGGGAGGUACUCUUCGCGUUGGGAAAUCUGUUGGGAAGAACGGUCAAGCUCGAUUAUCAUACAGAGCAUAUGGAGCGAGGCAAGUUUGCUCGGAUUGCCGUUGAACUGGACAUGAACAAGCCCUUGAAAACUCGCAUUCGGCUCGAUGGCUUUUGGCAACAGGUGGUGUAUGAGAAUCUACCGGAGAUUUGCUUCGAAUGCGGCCACAUCGGACAUACUGAAUCGACUUGCCCCACGCUGAUAAGGCCGCCGACGGCUGAGCCACAAAUUCAACUGAUUAAUCAGGAGUCGCCGCCGGAAAACUCGUCGGCUGAACCGCCGGCAGGCUACGGUCCUUGGAUGCAGGUGGAGAGGAAAUCUCGCAAACAAACAAGGAAAGGCCCGAACAAUCAAGGCGCCUCUCAAAGGCAAUCUAACGGGCAAAAGCGGGGGUCAAGGUAA
This is a messenger RNA of Linum tenue, 654 nucleotides long. The record is from the annotation of a GenBank genome assembly. NCBI's taxonomy places the organism in Eukaryota, Viridiplantae, Streptophyta, Magnoliopsida, Malpighiales, Linaceae.